Mobula hypostoma (lesser devil ray) is the source of this 1916-nucleotide messenger RNA. It is a transcript of the gene vps45, whose product is annotated as vacuolar protein sorting 45 homolog. Gene Ontology annotation, biological process: intracellular protein transport; vesicle-mediated transport. Lineage: Eukaryota; Metazoa; Chordata; Chondrichthyes; Myliobatiformes; Myliobatidae. Gene Ontology annotation, cellular component: Golgi membrane. The record is from RefSeq and is a predicted model, not a curated record. Bases 88 to 1797 code for a protein of 569 amino acids. The transcript has 15 exons.
CGGACGAGCCUGCGCACGGAGUCGGCAGCCGAGGGCCUGGGAACCAGAGUAGGUGUAGGACCGGGACCGGGAGCUGCCACCGCCACCAUGAACGUGGUGCUGGCUGUCAAGCAAUAUGUGUCCAAGAUGAUCGAGGAGAGCGGGCCCGGCAUGAAGGUGCUGCUGAUGGACAAGGAGACGACCAGCAUCAUCAGCAUGGUGUACAGCCAGUCGGAGAUCCUGCAGAAGGAGGUGUACCUCUUCGAGCGCAUCGACUCCACCAACAGGGAGACCAUGAAACAUCUGAAGGCCAUCUGCUUCCUGCGGCCCACCAGGGUGAACGUGGAACUGCUGAUGAAGGAGUUACGCAGACCCAAAUAUGGCCAGUUCUUCAUCUACUUCAGUAACGUGAUCAGCAAGGCCGACAUCAAGGAUCUGGCAGAAGCAGACGAGAACGAGGUGGUCUCCGAAGUCCAGGAGUUUUAUGGAGAUUUUAUCGCUGUCAGCCCUCACGUGUUUUCCUUCAACCUCACUGGCUGCUCUGAGGGAUGGAACUGGAACUUCCCGGCCAUGGUCCGGAGCACGGAGGGACUGACGGCUGUUCUCCUGUCCCUGAAGAAAUGCCCCAUGAUCCGUUACCAGGCUUCCUCAGACAUGGCCAAGCGGUUGGCAGCCUCCGUCAAGCAAGUCAUCACUAGGGAGUACGAGCUCUUCGACUUCCGCAGGACAGAGGUUCCUCCGUUGCUGCUCAUUUUGGAUCGAAGCAGUGAUCCCAUCACCCCUCUCCUCAACCAGUGGACAUACCAGGCGAUGGUUCACGAGCUGCUGGGGAUUAGUAACAAUCGCAUCGACCUGUCCCGGGUGCCAGGCAUCAGCAGAGACCUGAAGGAGGUGGUGCUCUCAGCCGACAGCGAUGAGUUCUAUGCCAACAACAUGUACCUGAACUUUGGCGAGAUUGGCUGCAACAUCAAGAACCUGAUGGAAGAUUUCCAGAAGAAGAAACCCAAACGACAGCAGAAACUAGAGUCCAUCGCUGACAUGAAGGCUUUUGUUGAGAACUACCCUCAGUUCAAGAAGAUGUCCGGCACGGUGGCCAAGCACGUGACGGUGGUGGGCGAGCUGUCGAGGCUGGUGGCGGAACGCAACUUGAUGGCCGUGUCAGAGGUCGAGCAGGAGCUGGCCUGCCAGAAUCACCACUCCAAGGCCUUACAGAACGUGAAGAGGUUGCUCGAGGACCCAAAGGUGACAGACCUGGAUGUCACAAGGCUGGUAAUGUUGUACGCACUACGCUACGAGAAACAUCAGGACAAAAACCUCAGCUCACUCCUACAAACCAUGAGCCAUCGACGCAUCUCAGAAACAUACAGACAGUUAGUGACGGGAAUCGUGGAAUACGGGAGGAUAAAGGUCAGCAGUGACGACCUUGUGACGCCCAAGGAUGCAGUUGCCUUCACAAAACAAUUCUUCAAAGGAUUUAAGGGCGUUGAGAACGUGUACACCCAGCACCAGCCCAGACUUCAUGACACUCUGGACCAGCUUCUGAAGGGAAAACUGAAGAGCAACGACUACCCCUUCCUCGGGAACACCGUACUGCGGGACCGGCCCCAGGACGUGGUGGUAUUCCUGAUCGGUGGCGCAACGUACGAGGAGGCGCAGACCGUGUACAACCUGAAUCGGACCAACCCCGGAGUGAGAAUCGUGCUGGGAGGGACCACCAUACACAACACCAAGAGCUUCCUGGAGGAACUGGUGUCUUCUGGCUUCCACAACCGGGGGACGGGAAAGCUGGAUGAAAUGAGUCGCUCGUCUCGCUGGUGAAACUCCCGCCGAUGCUUCCACCGGCACCUCCUCCGUUCCCCGCGGCCGUGACUGCGCCCAGCACCGUGAAACACUUGACCUGCACUUUGCCUGUACAUGCAAUACAAACGUUAACUCUC